AUGCAGUCGCUAAAGACACCUCAAGCCUCGGACUCGGACGUUUCUCCAUCGUCGACAGCGGCGCCAAAGGAGUCUCAAGAAGGCUACUUUCCCCCAUCCGAUGCCAGUGGCAGCCAGAACUCGGUGCCUCUGGCCUCUAGUGCAAGUGACACUUCGUCGCGUCGGCACUCGAGCAUUAGCUUUGCUACAGAGCUGGCAAAGCCCGGCGGAGCACCGUUAAGUAAGACUAUAUCAGCCUCGUCUAUAGGCAAGCGGAAGGCUCUUGGCAUUCAAAAACGACCUUCGGACGGCGCCAAGGGACGAGCUCCAUCGCCUCCUCACAGCAGGUAA
Molecule: messenger RNA, 330 nt
Organism: Trichoderma aggressivum f. europaeum
Lineage: Eukaryota; Fungi; Ascomycota; Sordariomycetes; Hypocreales; Hypocreaceae
Exons: 1
Coding region: 1-330 (109 amino acids)
Source: RefSeq, a predicted model, not a curated record